Messenger RNA from Sitophilus oryzae (rice weevil), 1020 nucleotides. It is a transcript of the gene Fgop2, whose product is annotated as FGFR1 oncogene partner 2 homolog. The transcript has 4 exons. Bases 254 to 847 code for a protein of 197 amino acids. The record is from RefSeq and is a predicted model, not a curated record. NCBI's taxonomy places the organism in Eukaryota, Metazoa, Arthropoda, Insecta, Coleoptera, Curculionidae.
ACUGAAAAUGUGACAAGUCAUCAGAUGAUGUACGUUUGUGUCAAAGAUUUUGACGUAUUUUUUCUAAUGGAAUUUACUGAUAAAAAAGUAUAAAUUAUGAAAGAUAUUGUGCAUCUAAAGUUUUAUCUCCUGAAUAAUUUAUCUGAAUUAAUGUGCAUAUGAUAUGACUUUACAAUAUAAUUUUUAGUUUUAUGGGUCAUUAAAUAGUUAGCAUUAAUUUGUUCUAUUUGUGUAUGAAUAUUGACUAUUAAACAUGUCCCUUACCAUUCAGCAGAUUAUUACUGACGCAAAAAGACUUGCUGGUCGCUUAAAAGAAAGGGAUUCUGUUGCAAAUUUUUUACUUUCCGAAACUCAUGCAAUAAAUAAGAAGAUUGAUGCAAUGAAACAGUUUCAAGAGGAAGUAGAACAAUUAAAUGAGGUAGCUAAUCAGAAGCCUCACUCACAACUUAUUGCAAAUAUUCAAAAGGAAAAUAGACAUUUGCGGGAAAUUCAACAGGAGAAUCGAGAAUUAAAGUUAGCUCUUGAAGAUUAUCAAAGUACUCUCGAGCAUAUAAUGACAAAAUAUAGAGAACAUACACAAGACGAGAUAUAUAAGUCUAGAAUUGAUUUUAAGGGUGUUCAAGAUCAAAGAUAUCAAUACAUAAUUCAACAGCAAGCAGAAAAAAUACAGGAAAUGGCUGCGAUAAUGGAGAAAGCAGCUAUACUUGAUGAAGAUAGAGACUUCAAAUUAGAGGAAGUUAUAGCAAGACUUAAAACUGAAAAUCAGGGUUUAAGAUCAUUACUUAAAAUAUCCCAAAACAUAAACCUGAACACAGAAGAUAAAAAUAUUCAAACUGAAAAUUUAUAAUCUCACGUGACACAUCUGUAUUUAAAUGUAUAAAUUUUUAUUAUGUACAAUUUAUUUUUAUAUUAGUUAAUUCACUGUGUAUUAUUAAUAUUUGUUAUAAUUUUGAUAUAGGUUUAACUAUUAUAAAUUUGAUUCACAAAAUAUGUAUUGCAAUAAAAGACUAAUUUUUUUAA